Temnothorax curvispinosus is the source of this 1889-nucleotide messenger RNA. Its product is annotated as zinc finger protein 853-like. Gene Ontology annotation, cellular component: transcription repressor complex; nucleus. The transcript has 2 exons. Gene Ontology annotation, biological process: negative regulation of transcription by RNA polymerase II; regulation of cell cycle process; neuron differentiation. The record is from RefSeq and is a predicted model, not a curated record. NCBI's taxonomy places the organism in Eukaryota, Metazoa, Arthropoda, Insecta, Hymenoptera, Formicidae. The coding region runs from base 247 to 1677 and encodes 476 amino acids. Gene Ontology annotation, molecular function: RNA polymerase II cis-regulatory region sequence-specific DNA binding; DNA-binding transcription repressor activity, RNA polymerase II-specific.
CCGAGGGAAGACGUACGUCGUAUACCAUCUAAGGAGAACAGAUCUUAAGAGUAUCCUUGUUAGAAAUCCAGCAUUUCUUUCUUCAGUGAGAGUGUCCUCGUGACAGUUGAUCGUUCUUGUACUUCCCUCGGCAACGAGUCGUGCGAGAUCUCCCACUCGACAUGGAAACGCAAAGCGAGAAGCGAAAGGCGCAGCGCGAGUUUUGAAGAAAUCGAGAAAAAGGCAGAUAUAGAUAAGUAGGUGAAGAUGCUUCACGGCGCUCUGCCGAGGGCCUUCCUGGCCCCGGGUCUUAAUUACAUGAGCUACUACAGCGAAGAGAUUCAUCCUACUUACGCUGCGCCGCCAACCACGUGGCAUAUUCCGAUGGAAGAUCCAUCCUCGCCGAUUUACUCCCGGAUCCCGCCAGCCGAACAUCAUACGUCAUUGUCCUGGGAGUCCUCGAGGUCCUCGACGCCGUGUCCUUUGGAUCUAUCCUUGAAGCCGCCACCGACACCGAAUACUCCGAAGACAGAAGAAAUGAUUGAAGUGGGCGAUGAAAAAGAUCUCGGAAUUCGCGGGGAAGUCCAGACUCAUCCCGAAGAUCGCGGAGAUAGUGAAGAGGAUCAACAGCUGGUUGUGGACGAUCUGGACACUUUAAGAAGCUCUUCAGCACAGAGUCAUCAUAGCCACUAUGAACGAUUGGUCCUUAAUAAAGAAUCAUCUCGCUUCCACGACUCGAUUGUUGAUAAGCUCCAUCAUCUUCCCGAAGAUAGUACUCGAUUGCCGCCGUAUCCUGGAAGUGAGCUCACUUCAAAAUACCAUUUGCAUAAUCAGAAGCUCCUUUUGGCAAGUCCGACACACUUACAAUCGAUGCAGAGCUAUCAUCAGCAGCUACUUUUAACACCGCAGCAACAUCUUCAGAGUGUGCACGCGCCUAUGACCCCGCCUAGCACACCGUCACCGCCUCAAUGUCCCAGGAGAAGAGUCCGGGAGGAAGAUCUUGUUUCGCCGUCCUCGGGACCACCUACCACCGGCGCCUCUUUGUCGACCCCGAAGCAGACCAGCAACGAGAAGACCGCCGUCCAGAGACCCAAGAAAAAACACGCCAGGCGGCUUAAAUUCGACGAGGACACCAGCAGCCCGGUAUCGGGCACCGUCAUCUUGGGCCCAGACGAGGCGGUGGUGACCGGCGACAUCGAUCCCGCCUUCAACAUCGUUGAGGUCACGGAGGAGGCGCGCGCCGAGCUGGCCAAGAUCGAAAAUCGGCUCGGACCGUAUCAGUGCAAGCUUUGUCGGCAACUUCACGAGGACGCCUUCCAGCUGGCGCAACAUCGAUGCUCCCGAAUCGCCCACGUGGAGUAUCGUUGUCCUGAGUGCGACAAGCGGUUUUCCUGCCCGGCCAAUUUGGCGUCCCAUCGACGCUGGCAUAAACCCAGGCUACCCAACACUGACAGUUCCGCGACGUCGUCAUCCACGUCGUCGUCGGGAAACAACGCUGAGAUCCCGUGCACCAGGUGCGAGGCCAAGUUCACGAGGCAAGCUGCUCUGCGUAAACAUCUCGCCACUCAACACCCUGAAACUAACAACGUCAGCAGCGGCAAUAAUAACAACACCGGGGUCGAUGGCCAAGAAACGACCGGCAAAGCAGACAUCGCCCAGACAGUCCCGACUAAUCAGUUGACCAGCGAGAUGACCUGACACCAAUUUCCGGCGAGACCCCUGCCGAGACGACCCGGGCUUUACUGGAGAUUCGGCCUUGACUUGACCUUUCAUGGGGAUCACAAUAAAGUUCCUCAAUGAGAGAAGAAAUAAGAAAAAGAAAACCAACACUUGAUGAAAGAGAAAGAGCAUUAUUGUUAUUGUUGCUAAAAAGGGGGACAUUUAAUCUUUACUUACUAUUAUCGUUUUAU